This is a messenger RNA of Procambarus clarkii (red swamp crayfish), 594 nucleotides long. The record is from RefSeq and is a predicted model, not a curated record. Lineage: Eukaryota; Metazoa; Arthropoda; Malacostraca; Decapoda; Cambaridae.
UGACCAGUUUGUGCCCCUAAAUAUGUCAUGGUUACCAUUGACAUUGAUAUGACAGUUUUCAAUAAUCUCAACAUUCAUGAUAAUUUUGUCUGGAGCUUGGAUAUGUACUGUGGUACUCUGCAGAUUACGAGCGCUGAGGCUCAGGUGUAUGACACAGUGAUCUUCGACAUGCUGGAGGAUGGCGAGCCCAUGGUGCAGAAGCUCUGGCCGCGGCACAGUGUGCAGAACACCUGGGGCUCCAAGCUCCACCAGGACCUCAAGGUUCCCGAAGAUGCUGUGUUUGUGUACAAGGGAACUGACCCAGACGUUGACUCCUACAGUGCUUUCUGGGAUAACAUAAAAAAGUCACAAUCUUCCUUAAACGAGGAACUGCAAAAGAGGAGUGUCACAGACUUGUUUUUGUGUGGUAUUGGCUAUGAUGUCUGCGUUGCAGCGACAACCAGGCAUGCUAUCGAAGAGGGCUACCGGGCUGUGCUUGUGGAUAACGCAACGAGAGGGGUCUGCGACUCCGACAUCCAGGCUACUAAAGAUCACACCAUUGCUAACAAUGGGCUCAUUGUUCACUCAUCACAGGUAUGGUCAUCCAGUUUUUAA